AUGGAGUACAUGGGAAGCAAUAUAACAUACAACAAAGACAUAUACAGUGAGUUUAAGUACUACUGUGAACAGCAUGAGAUUGAAGUAAUGAGUAAAGGAGACUUUGAAACGCUUAUGAAAGACAGUAAGGAGGUCGUUCAUGAGAACAAUGAUGAAAUAGUUCAUGAGAACAGUGAGGAGGUCAUACAUGAGAACAGUGUUGAAAUAGUUCAUGAGAACUGUGAGGAGGUCGUUCAUGAGAACAGUGAUGAAAUAGUUCAUGAGAACAGUGAGGAGGUCAUACAUGAGAACAGUGAUGAAAUAGUUCACGAUGUCGUUCGUGAAGAAGCCAUUGCAACAAAGAAUGAGAUAAAGGAUUUCAUAGAACUUAACAAGGAGGAGUUUAAAGAAGGCUAUGAAGUGAAAAGAUGUGAAGAAGAUUUCUUGGCGUAUUUGAAGAAAAAGAGACUAAAGCCAAUGGCUCAAAAUAAGUUUCAAUCGAUGUUUGAAAAGAAACGUUUGAGCUAUGGUGGUGUAAGAAGUACAUAUUACUUUGUUAAGAAGUGA
Trichomonas vaginalis G3 is the source of this 546-nucleotide messenger RNA. RefSeq names its product phage fiber proteins family. NCBI's taxonomy places the organism in Eukaryota, Parabasalia, Trichomonadida, Trichomonadidae. The transcript has a single exon. The record is from RefSeq and is a predicted model, not a curated record. The coding region runs from base 1 to 546 and encodes 181 amino acids.